This is a messenger RNA of Paraglomus occultum, 147 nucleotides long. NCBI's taxonomy places the organism in Eukaryota, Fungi, Glomeromycota, Glomeromycetes, Paraglomerales, Paraglomeraceae. The record is from the annotation of a GenBank genome assembly.
AUGCCUGGCCCUGACGAUUGGAUUCCUAGUAUUGUCCAAGGUUAUCGGACUCCUAUGCCUCCUCCUCCUACACCAAAUCCCGUUGAAGGGGUUCUUGCCGCAGUAUUGGGAGUUGUUCUCGCGCUUCUUCAUUUGAUUACUUAUUAA